AUGCAAGACGCAGUCCGUCCCACUGAGCAGGCCGCUCGGAGCAUGUAUGCUCGGGGUUACCAAACGUGGUAUAGGUUAUCUGAAAGCGCUUCUGAAGAAUCGCAUUUGCAGAGAGACAGUCUGCGGCGCUUACCAACCGCCUUUCCCAACCACCCCCAUUUUCCGACCAACGUCGCUGUUGAUGAAUUGUUCAGAAACACUGCCUUGGUCAAAGCGAUUACUACCUGGCUCCCCACUCAAGACCCAGGGCAUUUGCCGCCAUUCACAGAGGAAGCUGUUUUCAACAUUGCAUGGGAUAAGCCAACCAAAGUCAUCCUGACACCGGACACACGAUGUUCCAUGGCAACUCUGCCAGAUAUCUUUGGCGAAAAAAGUGUUCAUAUUCCUGUGCUGCUCCAGACUUGGGCAUAUAUUCUUUCUGCGAGAUGGGUCGAAUUAAUGCCCGGCGCACAAAUAUCUCUGCGAGAGACGCAACAGUCUGACGGGGGCUUACAUAGGCCGAACCCGUCGUCAGACAAUCAGGCAGUCUCCACAAUCCACAUUGGUGCAGCCUCUGAAGAGGCCACUCGCUGGUGGACUGCGAUUUUAUCGGUCCACAGCGGCUGGGAUGCAACGAUCCGCAAUAACAAGGGCGACCUUCUUCAUUCACCAUGGUCUACGACACUUACAUCGGAGCGCUCGUUCCAGAUCUUGGCCCAGAUCAAGACAACAAUGGCAGCAUCAGACACUGUGCCGAAUUCAGCAACUGCAGCAUGGGGUUAUUUGGCCGACUAUUGUAUCAACCAUGGCAUCAGCGAGGACCUAAACCUAGCAGCUCUGGCAGCAGCUUUAUUGAUCCCGGCUGUCAAAUAUGAUGGCCGGUCGAUCGGGUUGCCAAUCCCCAAUAUAAUUUGGGAUGAGCACAGACUAAAGGAUAAGUCUCCUGUACCUUCCAGCUUCGUGACGAUAGACCAACCCCAGCUGGACAAGCUCUUGACCCUCAGUUGUAACGCUAGAGCAACGAAGGCUCUUCUAACCAGCGUCUUUUUUGAACCCGGCGUUGAAAGCAACAUAUGUGGGAUGUGGUUACGAGGCUCGUUUGCAUUUCUCAACACUAUCACAAACCCUCACCUCCUCAUGCGGACUCUAAUACAGCGUGAUCCAGAGAUUGGUUUCUUAUGGAUCGGCGCGUUCAUAACAGGGACAUCGGACAAGGCGUUUCGUGAGGGUCGCGCCGGUUGGUGGAAAGUCGAUCUUGGAGCAGCUGCUUGGACGGGCACUUUGAUGUCUUUUGUCCAAGAGCAAGUACCUCACCCAAAGGCAGGAGCAACAUCAAUCUCGCGGGCUGAUGAAUGUCGCCUACUAUUCCUUUGUCAUGGCAUGGAUUAUACCACCCCGCCAUUAUUUCCCUUCCAACCAUUCGGCUCUACCAACUUAGAGGACACGAACCUUGAGGUCCACGAACACUCGCUCUGUGAGCAAGAUCAUACCCUUAGCUAUGUUGGCCUGACCUGGCACUGCAACGACGGUAAACAAGUCAUGCAACGACCAAAGGUCCCUCUUGUUGCGAUGAGAUAA
Messenger RNA from Fusarium coffeatum, 1557 nucleotides. RefSeq lists its product as uncharacterized. The record is from RefSeq and is a predicted model, not a curated record. Lineage: Eukaryota; Fungi; Ascomycota; Sordariomycetes; Hypocreales; Nectriaceae. The coding region runs from base 1 to 1557 and encodes 518 amino acids. The transcript has a single exon.